AUGCACUUCCAGUGGGACUGGCUGUGCUUGAGUGUCCUGAUAAUUAGCUCAGUGACUGCAGAAAUUGAAAACGAAGAAACUCUGGAUGCAGAUGUUGAAGUGGAGGAUUUUGACAAGCAGUCUCAAGAUGCUGAUGUUGACAGAGAGAAAUCUUCCUUAGAGGUAGUGUACCAGACUCCAAAGCCAACUGGGGAAGUGUAUUUUACAGAAACCUUUGAUAGAGUGUUGGCUGGGUGGGUGUUGUCUAAAACCAAGAAAGAAGACACAGAUGAUAACAUUUCUAAAUAUGAUGGAAGAUGGGAAGUAGAAGAGCUGAAAGAAAACACAGUGCCUGGAGAUAGAGGAUUAGUGUUAAAAUCAGUGGCAAAGCACCAUGCAAUAUCCACUAUGCUAACAAAGGCAUUUGUUUUCGAUAAUAAACCUUUGAUUGUUCAAUACGAAGUGAAUUUUCAAGAAGGCAUUGACUGUGGUGGUGCAUAUAUUAAACUUAUCUCCAGUAGUGAUGACUUGAAUCUGGAAUACUUUUUUGACAAAACACCUUAUACUAUUAUGUUUGGACCAGAUAAAUGUGGAGAAGAUUACAAACUACACUUUAUCUUCAGACAUAGGAAUCCUAAAACUGGAGAAUAUGAUGAAAAACAUGCGAAACGUCCUGACGUAGACCUAAAAAAAUUCUAUUUGGACAAGAAGACGCAUCUAUAUACUCUUGUGCUAAAACCAGAUGAUACAUUUGAAAUGCUGAUUGACCAAUCGGUUGUCAGUAAAGGAAGUCUCCUUGAGGAUAUGGUUCCUCCAGUAAACCCUCCCAAAGAAAUAGAGGAUCCUAGUGAUAAGAAGCCUGAUGAUUGGGAUGAGAGACCAAAAAUACCUGAUCCAAAUGCUGUCAAACCAGAUGACUGGGAUGAAGAUGAGCCUUCCAAAAUAGAAGAUCCUGAUGCUGUUAAGCCUGAGGGGUGGCUUGAUGAUGAACCACAGUAUGUUCCAGACCCUAAUGCAAAAAAACCAAAGGACUGGGAUGAAGAAAUGGAUGGGGAGUGGGAAGCCCCUCAGAUCCCUAAUCCAAAGUGUGAGACUGCACCUGGUUGUGGACGCUGGGUGCGUCCCAUGAAGAAUAACCCAAAUUAUAAAGGAAAAUGGAAAGCACCUAUGAUAGACAAUCCUAACUAUCAGGGCAUCUGGAGCCCUCGGAAAAUUCCUAACCCGGACUAUUUUGAAGAUCUUCACCCGUUCAAGAUGACCACUGUCAGUGCUGUUGGUUUAGAACUCUGGUCUAUGACAUCUGAUAUCUACUUCGAUAACUUCAUUAUAUGUUCAGAAAAAGAAGUAGCAGACCGUUGGGCAGCAGAUGGCUGGGGCUUGAAGAAAUUAGUAGCAAGUGCUAAUGAGCCUGGUAUGUUUAGUCAACUGGUGACUGCUGCAGAAGACCACCCAUGGCUCUGGGUUCUUUACAUCUUGACUUUGGCUCUCCCUGUUGGUCUAGGUGUGUUGUUCUGCUGGCCAGCAAAGGUUAGAGAAAUUUACUAUGAAGAUACUAAGCCAAUUGCAAAGAGAGAACUAAAACAAGAGAGACAGGAGUUAGAAGAUGAUGAAAUAGAAUUAGAAGAAGAAAAAGAAAACGAAGAUAUUGCAGAAGACGAGGAUGAGGGUGAAGGUGGUGAAGAUAUUGAUGAUGAUGAAGAAGAAGAAGAAAAUGAAGUUGCAGAUGGAAGUCAAGAAGAAGGUGAUAAGUCAAAUAAAUCUGGUUCAGAAGAUGAGAUGAAAGAAGCUGACGAAAGCACAAGUUCUGGAGAUGCUGCAUUGAAAUCAGUGCGCAAAAGAAAAGUACGGAAGGACUGA
Tauraco erythrolophus (red-crested turaco) is the source of this 1836-nucleotide messenger RNA. NCBI's taxonomy places the organism in Eukaryota, Metazoa, Chordata, Aves, Musophagiformes, Musophagidae. The record is from RefSeq and is a predicted model, not a curated record.